Messenger RNA from Podarcis raffonei (Aeolian wall lizard), 6355 nucleotides. RefSeq names its product vertebrate ancient opsin-like. NCBI's taxonomy places the organism in Eukaryota, Metazoa, Chordata, Lepidosauria, Squamata, Lacertidae. Bases 379 to 1575 code for a protein of 398 amino acids. Gene Ontology annotation, cellular component: photoreceptor outer segment; membrane. The transcript is spliced from 4 exons. The record is from RefSeq and is a predicted model, not a curated record. Gene Ontology annotation, molecular function: G protein-coupled receptor activity. Gene Ontology annotation, biological process: visual perception; G protein-coupled receptor signaling pathway.
UAUGUAUGUUUCCCUGACCUACAUUUUAUUUUUCAGGUUGCAACGGUUAACGUUGGGGAUUCGGUACGGUGCCUCAGACAAUGAGUGAAGCAAGCAGAAACAAGCGGUCUCCGCUUGGCCACAUGGUGGAGCAUCGCUGAAAGAAAUCCCGGUACAUUUUAACUCAUUGAUGUUACCGUUCACCGAAUUUGAAAACAUUACGAGAAAGAAAGAAAAGAAAGAAAGAAAAAAGAUGUAACACAGUCAAGGCUUCUCUAUCUUCUUUUAAGGGUCUUGUGUGUGUAUAUAUAUCUGUGUCUGCUUAAGAGAAUUUUCCUCUGCUGAUCCUGCAAUGCUUAGCCAGGCAGCUGAAGGAGAUCUGGAAGGAGCCUUACUGAGAUGACUGUGCCGAGCAUCAGCUCCAGUUGCAGUGGUGUUAACAGUGUCUGGUGCAGCAGUAAUGGCGGCGGCAGCAGCAACCACAGAUAUGGCCAAGAGCAUCAUCUGAGUCCCACUGGCCACCUAGUCACAGCCAUCUGCCUUGGCAUCAUUGGGAUUCUGGGUUUCCUAAAUAAUCUCCUGGUCCUGGUACUUUUCUGCCGAAACAAAGUGCUGCGGUCUCCGAUUAACUUGCUGCUGAUGAACAUUUCAGUGAGUGACCUGAUGGUGUGCAUUGUGGGUACCCCUUUCAGCUUUGCGGCCAGCACUCAGGGAAGAUGGCUCAUAGGGCCAGCCGGCUGCGUGUGGUAUGGCUUUGCCAACACCUUGUUUGGUACGGUGUCACUCAUAUCCCUGGCUGUGCUUUCGUAUGAACGCUAUUGCACCAUGAUGGGUACAACUGAAGCUGAUGCCACAAACUACAAGAAAGUAUGGCUGGGAAUCUUCGUGUCCUGGAUGUAUUCUUUAUUCUGGACCUUGCCACCACUUUUUGGAUGGAGUAGCUAUGGACCAGAAGGACCAGGCACAACAUGUUCAGUUAACUGGCAUUCACGGGAUGCUAACAAUGUAUCUUACAUAAUUUGCCUCUUCGUCUUUUGCCUUGUCCUUCCUUUUAUCAUUAUUGUUUACUGCUAUGGGAAGCUGCUGUGUGCCAUAAAGCAGGUGAGCGGAGUCACCAAAGGGAUGGCACAAACCAGAGAGCAACGGGUGCUGAUUAUGGUGGUUGUGAUGGUCAUCUGCUUUCUUCUCUGCUGGCUACCUUAUGGCAUCGUGGCCCUGAUAGCGACAUUUGGGAAGCCCGGCCUAGUUACCGCCUCUGCCAGCAUCAUUCCUUCCAUCCUUGCAAAGAGUAGCACGGUCUACAAUCCGGUCAUCUACAUAUUUUUGAACAAACAGUUUUACAGGUGCUUUUGCUCUCUCCUGAAAUGUGACAGGAAAACAGGCCUUUCCAGCAACAAAGGCUCCUUGAGGUCUACUCGAAUGUGCUGCACUGUCCCGAGACAGGACAAUAACUUCACGUUUGUUGCUGCUUCAGCCGGACAGCCGUCCUCAGAACACCCAGAAGCAACUGUCAACCUCCGGAAUCCGGAACCCACAGCCCCCAAUGGCCCCAAGGCAAAACAAACAGUGUUGCUUGUAGCUCAUUACAGUGCUUGAGUGGAAGCAAACUCUUUGCCCUUUCAGACUGAGAAGCAGGUAGAACUGAAGAGGAGCAGGACUUGGGGAGUGCCUAAUGAACAUAAAUUGGUGUCUGUCUCCGGGGCACAGACAGCAUGUUAUGUGUCCCUCAGAAAGGUAAUACUCGAUCUUCGAGGUACUGAAGUAUUAAUUCUGUGUUUGGAGAGUCCGAAUGCAGAAAAUAGUAUGGUAAACUCUUUCUUCUAGAGGAGAAAAUGCUCUAGAUUUUAACCAUGCUCAAAACACAGCAUUGGUGGUCAAUCUACAACAUAAGCAUGUGAACUGCCCCAAAGUCUUAUGUUGAAGGGUGGUAUAUAAAUCUAAUAAAAAAUAAUAAUAAUGUGCACGUACGCACAGCACAGGUAACCUUCUGGCUUUGCCUCUGGCAUCGUUCAGUCCCACUUUCUGCUCAAGAAUGCUGCCCACUUUCUAGCUAAGCAGAUUACAGGGAAAACCAUCUUAAGUCAUAUGGAGAUACCUGUAGGCAUUGUGCAUGGAGAGCCAUUAUGUCUUACUCUGAACUGGACUUUUGGCACUGCCGGCCUUGCCAAAACAGUUGGACACUGUUAAAGCAGAGGGACUGACGGUCUUGUGUCAUCUGUGACCACAUAAGUGGAAGUUUCAAUUUCACAUCGUGCAAUCAAGGUUCAUAUUGGAUAUGGGGAGAAGUUAAUUUCUCUUUUUGUUACUUACUAUAUUGCAACUACUAAUCAUCCCUCCCAGCAUGAACUAUCAGCAUUGGCCAGAGCACACAAUAAUUUCCCCCCAGACAGUUUUUAAUUAUAUUUCACCUCAAAACUACAAUAGAAUUUUGAAAGUGUUGCACACAGUGCUGGAUAUUUUGUGACUAAUUCAUAUCUAAGCUCAACAUACAGGGUUUGGGUUAAAAGUUUCUUUUUUUCUCUCUCAGCUGGCUAAUGCAAAAUAACUGAAACCCUAUAAUUCUGAUAAGAAAGUAGGUUAGGAAAUUUGAACAACUCCAAUUAAGAAAGGAGAAUUACAGAGUCAGCUUAAAGUAACAUUAAACAAGAAUGGUUUCAUAAAAACGUUUAUUUUCCCUAGGAAAGGACAGUACAUUUCAUUUCAUUUUCAUUUUUUACAUUUCCCCAGACCUGAGUGUAUAUAUGUAGAUACAACUAUCAAAUUCUUCAUGUGUACCAAAUGAAAAUCCUUACACUAAAAAUUAUACUAAAAUGGUUCAGUUUGCACAUUUGAAAGCAUAACCAACAAUGGUCAAAACUGAUGUGUCCUUACAAACAACAGAAACUUUCCUAACAAUUUACAUUCUCGGGUUUAUGAAUGUCAAAUUACUUCAAUCAGCAAUGGACAAUUGGUUGUAAUUCAACUGAAAUAAAAGCAGAACACAUGGCUAUCACUUGACUGGGGAAUAUUGGAUAUCUCCAGAAGACAGAAAGUGGAAUUAGACACAAAUAGAUUUCACUAUCUCUUUCAAGAUCCAUCGUGAGGUAAUGUACGUAAGGGUUGUAAUUGGUUUCUUAAGGUAAUGACAAAUUAAUGGUUACAUUAGAAUAAAAGGAGAAUGUUCUUUAGAAUGAAAGAAUAAUUUGGUUCUCUGAAUCAGUUAUUUAUUGAUAGUGUAUCCCGAAUACUCUUUAGGCUAAAGAAAUUAAAUAAUCAUAGAAGCUAUCAUUUAUUUAUUUAUUUAUAGCAGACAUUUUAUUUGUUGUAAAAAAUUCAAAAUCCCACAUGAAAACAAUCAUGCAUUGAAUUGGCAACGUCACCAUCCUAUUCCUCACAAUGGAUUCGUAUAUACAAUAACUACAUUGUUAUGUGUACUUGAAAAAUCCAAGGGUUCAAGGUUUUGGGAUACAGCGCUUACUCAGGUUUGGUUUUCUUUUGAAGGAGGUCACUGGAGUCUUACGGGGAUUUUAUACCUUAUAGGUGAAGGUACAGGAUUAAACCAUUCCAGCACUUAGUCCAUGAUCCAGUAUUCUCCCAUAAGAUAGUCUAGGGCAAGAGCAAAAACACUGAGAUUAAGGCAGAGCUCAACUGAGUGCUUCUUCAUCUGCUCCUGCUACACCAGCAGUUUCUUCACCAACAGUUUGAUGACAUGAUCUUUUCAGCAAUGAGGGGAAAGGAAGAUGUUCCCUUCCAGAAGUCUCUUGACAUUUUCUCCUCAUUUAAAGAAAAAUAGUCUAACAAUGACAGUCUGUGGGAGAAGCCCUAGUCUAUUUAAGAAUAGAAUGCAUCUGGAUGAAACCUGCCUUGUGGGUUUCAGGUCCAUCAAUUCUUUCUCCCCCAGAAUGAAUAAUUUUAGAGUUGAAAGGGACAAACCUCAGUCCCAUUAGCACUAGAUUAUGAGGAGCAUAACUUUAUAACAUUGAGUCUCGGUAUAAUAAAAGCCAAACAGAAAGGCUAAGAGAAUAUCAGAGAACAAAGAUGCAGUUGCUCACAAUCUGUGGAGUCCAUUGUCAAAGGAUGAUGGGACAGGCUUGUAUCCGAAGUAGCACUGAGUCUCUUGUUCCCUUAGCACAAAUAUUUUACUCUUGUGCAACAAAAUUUCUCCUCCUCCCACCAUGUGCCACAUAAAUAUGUGUUGGGUUCUCCAAACCCCCCAAACAGAUUUGGGGAGGACAGGGAAAGGAGAAUGGGAAGGGUUCCAUUGCACGAGCGUAAAUCUCUGUACUAAGGGGAACAAGUUCCUUGGAUCCCUCCCAUAGUCUGAAACUAAUAAUGGGCCUUGUAUGGCCCUAUUCGGGACACGGGUGGCGCUGUGGGUUAAACCACAGGGUCUAGGACUUGCCGAUCAGAAGGUCGGCGGUUCGAAUCCCUGCGACGGGGUGAGCUCCCAUUGCUAAGUCCCAACUCCUGCCAACCUAGCAGUUCGAAAGUACGUCAAAGUGCAAGUAGAUAAAUAGGUACCGCUCCGGCGGGAAGGUAAACGGCGUUUCCAUGCGCGGCUCUGGUUCGCCAGAAGCGGCUUAGUCAUGCUGGCCACAUGACCCGGAAGCUGUACCCCGGCUCCCUCAGCCAGUAAAGCGAGAUGAGCGCCGCAACCCCAGAGUCGGCCACGACUGGACCUAAUGGUCAGGGGUGCCUUUACCUUUACCUAUGGCCCUAUUCAGGCAUUCUUCCCCCUCUCCCCAUGUAAUUCCUUGUUGUCCCUUCUCCUUCUGUCAUAUCACCCACUUUAUCCCACAACUCUUCCCCUGUUGAGGUCUGGACUUCUGCAGAUGAGAUUGGGUAGUUCCCCCUCUCCUCCGGUAUAGAACUCUGGAAAAUCAGCAUUCUAAAUUUCCAAGGCACUGUUUAAAAAUCUCACAUGGAAUGUCAUAUAGAAUUAUAGAAGAGUUGGGACAAUGAGGGUCAUCUAGUCCAGUGUUUCCCAGCCUUGGGUCUCCAGCUGUUUUUGGACUACAACUCCCAUCAUCCCUAGCUAGCAAGACCAGUGGUCAGGGAUGAUGGGAACUGUAGUCGGAAAACAGUCCAACCACCUGCAAUGCAGGAAUCUUUUGUCCAAUGUGGGGCUCGAAUCCAUCAACCUGGAAUAAAACAUCUCAUGCUCUACCGACUGAGCUAUUUGAGGUAGCCAUGCAUCGUUGCGCUUAAUGAUAUCAUAUGGUUGGUUCUGCUUGUGUUUCAAAAGGCUAUUUUGUCCUUUUAAGGACUCCCUCUCCCUUUCCUCUUUGUGUUCUUUUGACUGAACUUUAUAAAUAAUUGGAUUCAUCAGUGUUGGAAAUCUAUUUCUAAAUAACCAUUGAAGAUAAUAUUCUUUGAUUUUACAUUUCUAGAAUGUCUGUAUUUUCUGUGAUUCCUCCCACCCCAUAUGUGAAUAUAUUUCAGCUUCAAGUGUAUUUCUCUAGGCUGCUUAAGAUGUUACAGAAUGGUAUUGUAUUUCUUGUUUUUGACAAGAAGCUAUUGUUUCAAAUUAUAUUCAUAGCCUCAAGUUUUGUUUUUAUUUUUUUAAAAACCUGUCAGCUGAGAUUUUUUUUUUUUACUUCACAGAGGAUGAAGGCAUAUCACACCUGCAGAACUGCCUUCAGAAAUGAGGUUGCUGUUCUAAGCACACUUACUAGGGAGUAAGUCCCACUGAACUUGGCAGGAUUUAUUUUGGAGUUAACAUGUAUAAAAUUCAGAAGUCGGCCACUCACCCAGGCACUGGAUGCAUUUUCAAAUGCAUCCAGUGAGUGGGGGGAAAUCUAGUUUUUGAAAAUAAGUGUGUAAGCCUUGAAGCGAUUUAGGAGCCUUGAACAAAAAUAUACCCUCAGCAGCAACAGCAGGAACCGUGGCAGAGCCAUGGAGUCACCCUCCUAUCAUCAGCAUUGAUACAACUUACCUGGAUGAGCUGAGGCAGAGUGGCAGGAAACCAGGGCUGCACAGAUGCCCCAAUGGAGCCAAUUUGCCACACCGCAUCAACCACCACUGACAUUUAGCACACAUUAAAUGAGUCCAGAGUUAGGCAUCCAUGGUGGUUCACACGUGCUGAGUGGGAUUUCGUUUUUCUUAAAAAACAGAAAAAAAACCUUGGUCUAUUAUCACAUGGUUUUGAAAGUUCCCCUUACAUGACAAUUGCCCCCCUCCCCAAAAAAUGGUUUGUGUUUGCUGAUAUUCCUUUCAGGGGAUAAAAAAACCCUCACACACAACUAAAACACCUCAUAUUUUGAAGGUGCCUGACAUGAAAGUCCCUACACCAAUUUGUCUGAAAUUUCACAGGUUUCAUUGCCAAAGAAGGGGUUAAUGUGCCAGCAAAUUUCAUUCAAUUCUUACAAAAAGAACCCCAACAAUAUUACAAGUGUUU